Molecule: messenger RNA, 1548 nt
Organism: Selaginella moellendorffii
Lineage: Eukaryota; Viridiplantae; Streptophyta; Lycopodiopsida; Selaginellales; Selaginellaceae
Product: galactoside 2-alpha-L-fucosyltransferase-like
Exons: 1
Coding region: 1-1548 (515 amino acids)
Biological process (GO): cell wall biogenesis; xyloglucan biosynthetic process
Cellular component (GO): Golgi apparatus; membrane
Molecular function (GO): galactoside 2-alpha-L-fucosyltransferase activity
Source: RefSeq, a predicted model, not a curated record
AUGAGAGAUAGAUUUUCUUCCAGGUAUGGUGGUCUGAAGAGGGAUGGUAAUCACCAACGGAGUAGAAAUAUCUUUUCAUUCGCGGCCUUAAAGUUUGGUAGGCAACGAACUCGAAGAAUUCCAGGAUCAGAAAUGAGAAACUACAGCCCCAGCUUGCUGUUCGUCGUGUUCCUCUUCUCCGCGGCGGUGCUCUUAUGGAUUUUCGACAAUUUUUCCGGCUCCGCAGAGUUGUCCCGGAGCCGAACUCUGGGAUCAAUUUUUCGCAUCACCAACAACUACAACGUCAGCGACACUUGCAGAAGCAGGAUCGAGUACGCUUCCUACAGCCGCCAACGAUCGACAAGCUUCAAGCCAUCCGAGUCACUCCACCGCAAAAUCCUCGAGUACGAGGCCUUACACGCGAGGUGCUAUCCGGGCCCUGAGCAGUGCUCGAACUGUACAUGCAACUAUCUCCUCUACGUCACCGCCGGCCAGGGGAUGGGCAACAAGAUGAUAGCUCUGGUGGCAACUUUUCUCUACGGGCUGCUCACGGACAGGACAAUGGUGAUCGCCGGAUUGGAGAACUUGGCCACGCUCUUCUGCGAGCCGUUUCCAUUCAGCUCCUGGCUGGUGCCGCCGAGCUGGAAGCACCUCGAGGGGGCGCCGUUUGACGGCUCGAAGUGGAUCGGAAGCUUGGUGGGAUCUCUCAACUGCAGCCACGGUGUAAAUUUCCCCGAGGUGGUGGUGGCCUAUCUCGUGAGCAACUACAGGGACGAGGACAAGGCCUUCUUCUGCAAAGAACACCAGCAAGCGCUCCAGUCCAGCUCGAAGUGGAUCGUUCUCUCGUCCGACCAGUACUUUGCUCCGGCGCUCUACAACGUCCCGGUUUUCAGGAGCAAGCUCGAGGAAUGGUUUCCACAGGAGGAGGCCAUCUUUCAUCUCCUGGUGAGGUACCUCUUGCAUCCCAGGGACGUGGUGUGGGACAGGACGGCCAGAUACUAUGAUGCGUACCUGGCCCAAGCCGAGCUUCUAGUCGGGGUCCAGCUGCGAACUAGCAGCUGGUUCGCGCCAUCCGACCUCGCCAACGAUGCCUUCGACUGCCUGGUGCAACAAGGCGCGCUCGCGAACAUCACCCAAGCGCGAGCUCCCAGAUCGUCGCCGAGGAAGAGCAAGAAGGUGGCGGUGCUUGUGCUGUCGCUGGAUGCGCAGUACUCGCAGACGCUCAAGAACAAGGUGCUGGGCUACGAUCUGGAAGAUGGUUCGUCGGUUUCGAUCCACCAGCCAAGCGUGGAAGGGGUGCAAAACACCGGGAACCUGGAUCACGAUGCAAAGGCAGUGAUGGAGAUCUAUCUGUUGUCAAUGAGCGACGUGUUGGUGACGAGCCCGCCAUCAACUUUUGGAUACUCGGCGGUGGGGCUGGCGGGCGUGCGGCCCGUCCAGUUUGCGUGCUCGGGGGCCGGCUGCUCGGUGAGGGAGUCGAUGGAGCCGUGCUACCACACGUACCCGGAUCAGCAAUUCAUGCUGGACAACAUCCAGCGAUGCGAGUGCGAAUUGGGAUACAGGCUAUAG